Molecule: messenger RNA, 1842 nt
Organism: Drosophila serrata
Lineage: Eukaryota; Metazoa; Arthropoda; Insecta; Diptera; Drosophilidae
Product: delta-1-pyrroline-5-carboxylate dehydrogenase, mitochondrial
Cellular component (GO): mitochondrial matrix
Molecular function (GO): L-glutamate gamma-semialdehyde dehydrogenase (NAD+) activity
Source: RefSeq, a predicted model, not a curated record
UUAUCACAAUAAUGCUUAACUUGAGAUCCUUGGCCCCGGGACGAUGUGUCGCCCGAAUUCGUCGCCUGGCUAGCAUAACUGGCGGGGCAAGGGACGCUUUGGACAAGGAGAAGUCUCUGCCAAAGGUAGACUCGCUGUCCCAACAACUGAAGGAGGAUGUUCCAAGCAGGCGCAAGAACGAAAAAGUGCUGCUCGGUCACAUCGUGCAGGCUAUCAAACGCAAGCCGCUAGAGGUUCCCACAAUAAUUGGCGAAGAACCGGAGUACACCAUGGACAAUCAGCGAGUGUCCUCUCCCCACGAACUGACAACGAUCCUGGCUCAGGUGUACUACGCAAAUCGCAAGCAAAUCGAGAGUGCCAUUAAAUCCGCCCUGGCGGCGCAAAACACUUGGAGCCUGGUGCCCACCCCUCAGCGGCUGGCCAUUUGGCGUCGAGCCGCGGACCUUAUAGAGGAGGACCAGUCACGUCUGCUCGUUUUCCUUGUGCUGAGUCUCAGCAAAACAUUGGAUGAUGCUAGACGGGACAUUAGGCGGCUGCUCAGAUCCCUGAGGGCCAACGCCGACUACCUGGAGCACCUUUCUGAGCUGCGAUUUGAGAUCCAGGGGGAUAUGAACGUCUUUCCUAGCUUCCACCUGCGGCCGAUGGACGGUUUCGUGGCCGCCCUGGCCCCCUUCGAAUCGGUGGCGCUGUCGGCAAGCUUGGCCCUCUGUCCGGCUCUAAUGGGCAACACUGUACUGUGGAAUCCCUCGUUGGAAGUGGCCCCAGUCAGCUUUCUAAUUCACCGUGCCUUCAUGGAGGCCGGCCUGCCUGCCGGAGUCAUCAACUUUGUGCCGGCCAACAAGCGGCUCUUCCUGGACACUAUCACGGAUGCUGUGCACUUUGCCGGACUCAAUUGCCAGUGCAGUGCUUCGGAAUACAGGCAUGUGCACAAAAUAGUGAGCGACAAGCUGGAGCGAUACAUCUGCUUCCCUCGUCUGGUGGCAGAGUGUCCCGGCCAGAACUUUCACUUUGUUCAUGCGAGCGCCAAAGUGGAGACCGUGGUCUCGGCCUCCGUGCAAGCGGCCUUCGGAUACGCCGGCCAGUAUGCCAACUCGUUGUCCCGCAUGUACGUGCCCACAUCCCUGUGGCCGAGCAUCCGUGACCAGUUGGUAGAGGCCACGAAAAGUCUGCACAUCGGGGAUCCCAUCGAGCCGACAACGGAUAUGGGGGCGGUGAUUAACGUAGAGGGGUUCCAUCAAAUGCAGAAAAUGAUGGAGCGCACAGAGAACAUGGAGCGGCUGUGCGGAGGUAUCAGCGACAACAGCAACGGAAGGUUCGUCCAUCCAACUAUAAUCAGAGUGGACGAUCCACUGGACCCGCUGCUGUGCGAACCCUUCGUCGGACCCUUUUUGCCGGUGUUCGUCUACCCGGACGACUCAUUCGCAGACGCCCUUAAGCUGACUGCUAACCAAUCCAGGUACGCUCUCUCCGGCUCCAUAUUCGCCAAACGAGACGAGGUGAUCCUUCACUGCCUCAAUAAGCUGCGCAUGUCGGCCAGCAAUCUAUAUGUGAACGAACGCUGCACUGGCAGCAAUCUCGGAUUGACGCCCUUUGGCGGAAACCGGUUGUCCGGGACGAACGACAAGUCUGGUUCCGCAUAUUUCCUAAUGCGUUGGAGCUCGCCGCUGCUGAUCGAGGAGACAGUGGAGAAUCCGGACCCAUCAAACAGAUAAUAAUGAUACAUUGUACUAAGUGGAAAGGGCCUAACGCUUUUGUAACACAUUUAAACGAGUUUAACAAUGCCUUUUUUCUUAAAUUCAAGGUGGUAGGAUUUAUAAAUUGAAAGUUACCUUGUUACCAGAA